AGCCUGGCCGUGGGAUGUUAGCUGUAGGGGCGAUGGAGGGCACCCGGCAGAGCGCAUUCCUGCUCAGCAGCCCUCCCCUAGCCGCGCUGCACAGCAUGGCCGAGAUGAAGACCCCGCUGUACCCCGCCGCGUACCCCCCGCUGCCCGCCGGCCCCCCUUCCUCCUCGUCGUCGUCCUCGUCCUCCUCGUCGCCCUCCCCGCCCUUGGGCACUCACAACCCCGGGGGCCUGAAGCCCCCGGCCGCCGGGGGGCUCUCGUCCCUGGGCAGCCCCCCGCAGCAGCUGUCGGCCGCCACCCCUCACGGCAUCAACGACAUCCUGAGCCGGCCCUCCAUGCCGGUGGCCUCUGGGGCCGCGCUGCCCUCCGCCUCGCCCUCGGGUUCCUCCUCCUCCUCCGCCUCGUCCGCCUCUGCCUCUUCUGCCUCCGCCGCCGCGGCCGCGGCUGCGGCCGCCGCCGCCGCCGCCUCCUCCCCGGCGGGGCUGCUGGCCGGCCUGCCCCGCUUCAGCAGCCUGAGCCCGCCACCGCCGCCGCCCGGCCUCUAUUUCAGUCCCAGCGCCGCGGCCGUGGCCGCCGUGGGCCGCUACCCCAAGCCGCUGGCCGAGCUGCCCGGCCGGACGCCCAUCUUCUGGCCCGGAGUGAUGCAGAGCCCACCCUGGAGGGACGCGCGCCUGGCCUGCAGCCCUCAUCAAGGGUCCAUUUUGCUGGACAAAGACGGGAAGAGAAAACACACGAGGCCCACGUUCUCUGGUCAGCAGAUCUUCGCCCUGGAGAAGACUUUCGAACAAACGAAAUACUUGGCGGGCCCCGAGAGAGCUCGCUUGGCCUAUUCGCUGGGGAUGACCGAGAGUCAGGUCAAGGUCUGGUUCCAGAACCGCCGGACCAAGUGGAGGAAGAAGCACGCGGCCGAGAUGGCCACCGCCAAGAAGAAGCAGGACUCGGAGACCGAGCGGCUCAAGGGGGCCUCGGAGAACGAGGAGGAGGACGACGACUACAACAAGCCCCUAGACCCCAACUCGGACGACGAGAAGAUCACGCAGUUGCUGAAGAAGCACAAGUCCGGUGGCGGCAGCGCCGGCGGCGGCGGCCUCCUGCUGCACGCGGCCGAGACCGAGGGCUCGUCCUGAGCGCCCGCCGCGCCCGGGGCCCGGCCCCGCGGCCGGCCCCCAGCUAUUUUCUGAGAUGUACAUAUCUAUUUUUUUAACCUGGGAGUUGGGGAGGCGGGGGCUGGGAGUGGAGAGGCUCGGGGUUGAGGCGAAGGCAGAAACAGUGCACCGCGUACAACACCCAACCGAAACCCGAAGCCGGACACCGACCCGCCCUUGGGGUCCCCCGGCCGAGUCCGCGUUGGCGGCCAGCGGCCUCGGCGCCGGGGUCCCCGCCGGCCCCUGGGCUUCGGCCCCGCAGUUCCGCUGGCGGGGGCACGGCUCGGAGCUGCAGCAGGUGCCUCCCGGCGCGCGGGGCCCGGGCGCGCGCUCCCCGCUCUGCUGCCGCGCAGACUACGGUCACCUGUUGAAGGCUCUUUGUAAAUAAAUCGUGAGUCACACUGACUAGAACUUACUUUAUUGUGAAUAUUUAAAAUGUAAAAAAAAGUUUUUUUUUUUUUGGAAUUUGGUAUAAAAAGGUGGGACCUCCUUCUUCCUUCAGCCCCUUCUCCUCCUAAGAGCCGUUCAGACGUUGUCCUUUUAUCUGAGUCUUAAUUGGAGACGCGUAGAAAAAUAUGUCACCGCCCCCUGCCCCCUUCCGCACUUCCUCCUCCCGCCCCUCUUCCCGGUUUGGGGUUUGCGGAGCCUCCCCGGCUCCCUGCGGCCCCCUCGGUCUGCCCCAGGACGUAAGGCAGAGGACGUGGGAACCUGGGAGGGCCUCACACCUGCGUCCCUCUCUGAAAUUGCACAGUCGUUUGUUGCUAUUUAUUAGUGAUUUAAAGAAAGUAUUGGGGGAGGGAGGGGCUACAAUAGCUUGUAUUUAAUUUAACUCCUUUCUGAUACAAAUAUGUGUUAAAGUAGAUGGUGGGGAUUGUUACAACUGCUCUGGGUCGGAAACAUAAAAAUCCACUUAGUUGCUGUAUUGAAUUUGAAGUGUUUUGUAUCAUAAGAUACUAUAGAAUAUGUAAAUUGUUUUCUUUUUUUAAAAGGCUAAUAACAGUGAUAUAUUAGCAUCUUUAACCUUUAUUAAUUUAUAUAAGGAAUUCGGUUUGUAAAGAGAAGAAAAUCCCCUUUGCAAGACCAGUUAAAUGUAAUGCACUUUCUGUUUCAAAGGAUGAAUCAAAUUAAAAACAGUUUGAAGACGUCUGUUGCCUUGAGUGAAAGGGUACAGAUCAUUUGAUCUCAUCAGAGAUCUCAAAUAAUAAAAGACCACAAAAAUGUUA
Messenger RNA from Oryctolagus cuniculus (rabbit), 2365 nucleotides. RefSeq names its product NK6 homeobox 1 (gene NKX6-1). Gene Ontology annotation, molecular function: RNA polymerase II cis-regulatory region sequence-specific DNA binding; DNA-binding transcription factor activity, RNA polymerase II-specific. The record is from RefSeq and is a predicted model, not a curated record. Gene Ontology annotation, biological process: regulation of transcription by RNA polymerase II; cell differentiation. Gene Ontology annotation, cellular component: nucleus. Lineage: Eukaryota; Metazoa; Chordata; Mammalia; Lagomorpha; Leporidae.